GUGGUUGGGGCAUUCCCACUCUAUGUUUGUUCCCCUCCUCCCUCCUCCCCGCUCCCUUCCGUCCCCGUCUUCUCUCCCCUCCCUUCUCCAUUCCUCUCCCUCGUGCCUCCCCUCUUCUUGGCCACUUCGGCCCAUGAGCUUGUCACCCUGUCCAUAGCGCUUGCAGGCGCACCCAGUGCGCAGCUCCAUACUACCACCUUUCAAGCGCGCUCCGAUGGCACCGAUGCGGCUGCUGAUCACUGUGGCCCUCUUCGGCACCGUCGCCGGGCUCGAGCUCGAGGACAACGUCAACAAGAUCAGGAGGCUCAGCCUCCUCCAGAGGAAGGACAAGAAGAAGGCCCGCACGGCCCACAGGGUGCGCGGCGAGGACAUCUCGGGCGCGUACGCGGACCCGAAGCACGAGGGGCAUUUGCGCCACCUUCUCGCGAAUGGCAAGACGGGGACCAUCAAGAGCACGGACGACGGGACGACCAAGUGGGAGGUUCCGAUCACGGAGCUGACAGCAGAUUCCAUCGUCGCGGACUUCUCGGGCAAGGGCGGGCCGAAGGCCCUCUCUGGCAAGCUCACCGACGAGGGCAUCCAGUGGGAAGACGGGAACACUUGGACGCUGAUGAGCGCGAAGGCCUCCAAGGGAGUCACGGUGCACACUUGCAAGACGAUGUGCCAGCGCUGGGGCAUGAAGGCGCUGGGGCGCGCAUUCGACGGCAUCAAGAUGCCCCAGCCUUGCGUCGCAAAGUGCGAGGAGGUCUAUCCCGAGGACAUGACCCCCGCGGCCGGGUCGAUCCCAGCGGGCGAGGAGGGCGACAGCCCGAACACGCUGUGAGCGGCCCGCCGCUCGGCGGCCCUCCGCUGCCCCGACCUCGACCGUUGCUGCUUGCGUUUCGAAUGCAGCCGAAGACCAACCUAGCAACGUAGUGCAGGCGCAGGGCAGAUUCAAGCCUCUGCUUCGUUCCGACCUCGACCGCCCCGCGGCAUCUCGCGGCAACUCCGAGCCAGCGCCGCCGCCGCCGCCGUGGCCGUCGCCGCCGUGGCCGCCGUCGCCGUGGCUCGAGGCCCGAGUGGCCGAGGCUCGGGGGCGUCCUUGGCCGCCCCCAGCGCGUGCCUCCCAAGGUGUCGCCGCCGGGUUGCCUCCGAGGUCCAGUCGCCUUCCAGAUGUCGUUGCCGAGUUCUGGCGGUCCUCGCGGGCGCGGGACAGUCUUGGCAGCGCUGACGCCCGAGAAGCCAGCCGACGACCUGCGCCUGCCGCCGGAGCCGCCUCCACGGUCAGCGAGGGCUCUCGGGGGCCAG
Prorocentrum cordatum is the source of this 1287-nucleotide messenger RNA. Lineage: Eukaryota; Dinophyceae; Prorocentrales; Prorocentraceae. The record is from the annotation of a GenBank genome assembly.